GAAAAAAAAAAAAAAAUAGAAUCCAACACUAAAUAUACCUUCCUCCUUUCUUAUUUUAUUCAUCAUCGAAAUGGCUGCUUCAGGAAUUGCCGUCGGUAUCAACAAGGGUCACAUCGUCACUCGUCGUGAACUUAAGCCCAAGCCUUCUAACAAGAUUGGUGCUGCUUCCAAGCGUACCAAGUUCGUUCGUAGCAUCGUUCGUGAAGUUUCUGGUUUCGCUCCCUAUGAACGUCGUAUCAUGGAAUUGAUCAAGAACUCCAGAGAUAAGCGUGCCAAGAAGCUCUGUAAGGCUAAGCUCGGUUCUUAUCUUCGUGCUAAGAAGAAGAUUGAAGAACUCACCGCUGUCAUUGCCUCUUCUCGUCGUCAUUAAGCGCAUUAACAUUCUUUUUUAUAUAAUAUAUUUCAAUUUUUAAAUUGAAUUAUUAUAAAUAAAAAAAAAAGAGUAAUCCAGAAUUUAUGCAAAGUCAA
Molecule: messenger RNA, 468 nt
Organism: Cokeromyces recurvatus
Lineage: Eukaryota; Fungi; Mucoromycota; Mucoromycetes; Mucorales; Mucoraceae
Product: 50S ribosomal protein L36e
Exons: 3
Coding region: 71-370 (99 amino acids)
Biological process (GO): cytoplasmic translation
Cellular component (GO): ribosome; cytosolic large ribosomal subunit
Molecular function (GO): structural constituent of ribosome
Source: RefSeq, a predicted model, not a curated record